This is a messenger RNA of Helobdella robusta, 237 nucleotides long. RefSeq lists its product as hypothetical. Gene Ontology annotation, molecular function: DNA-binding transcription factor activity, RNA polymerase II-specific; RNA polymerase II cis-regulatory region sequence-specific DNA binding. The transcript has 3 exons. Lineage: Eukaryota; Metazoa; Annelida; Clitellata; Rhynchobdellida; Glossiphoniidae. Gene Ontology annotation, cellular component: nucleus. The annotation marks the transcript as partial. Gene Ontology annotation, biological process: regulation of transcription by RNA polymerase II. The record is from RefSeq and is a predicted model, not a curated record.
AUGCAUGCUGCCAUUGCAUUCCCGGGCGAGUUGUUCAUUGGGAAUUCUAGGAAGCAGAGGCGGGAGCGGACAACCUUUUCCAGGAAUCAGCUGGACAUCCUUGAGUCGCUUUUCAAGAAGACGAGAUAUCCUGACAUUUUCAUGAGGGAGGAGGUGGCGCUGAAGAUCAACCUGCCAGAAUCAAGGGUACAGGUGUGGUUCAAAAACAGACGAGCCAAGUGCCGCCAGCUACAGAAA